GUUCUCCAGUUCCAUUUUCAUCUAAUGGUGUCCCCUGCUACUCCUGCCGACGACACCCAUGGCUCCGAGCGCAUGUUUCGCCGCCACCAGGAGCUCAUGCGGCUGUACUCAUCCUCCACCCGCCGUAGCAAUAGUGUCAGCAGCGAUGCCAGCUCCAUAGUCCCUCGCAGGGACAAACACGUGUCACAAAACGACUUGGAGGUACUCAAGCAGAAUUUCCAGUUCAUCCGCGACGAUGAGGAAGACGCCAAGAAGGGCGAGACGGACUGGCAAGUCCGCAUGAGUGUGCGCUACUACCGGCAGCUUUUUCGCGAAUACGCACUGGCCGAUCUAUCUCGCUAUAAGGAGGGCAAAAUUGGGCUUCGCUGGCGCACGGAGACGGAGGUUAUAGCAGGCAAAGGGCAGUUUUCAUGCGGCAACAAGCGGUGCGAUGAGCGCACGGGGUUGCACAGCUACGAGCUGUUAUUCGCAUAUAUAGAGCAUGGAGAGCGAAAGCGAUGCUUGGUCAAAGUGCGAGCGUGUAGUGCGUGUGCCGAGAAGUUAUUUUACAAGAAGCUGGUGGAGAUGAGGAAGCGUAAGGAGAAGAAGAGGGAACGGAAGCGACGACGGCUGGAGAGUGGAUCCGACUCACGGAAGGCCAAGCGACGUAGAUCACCGUCAAGUAGCGGUAGUGAGCGCGAGGUAGGUGACAACGCAGACGUCCACGACUUGUGUGUGAAGAUCAAUGCUGAGCAGAAAGCGACGUAUCCUGGUGUUACAACUAGGGCAGACGCUAGGGGAAAUGGUUCGGAUAAACGUGGAGGCGGGUUUGACGAGCUACUGCCUUGAAUAAACAAGUAUCCUCAACGCUUGCGAGUGUUUGAAUGCUGUCCCUCUUACUCGUAGUCCUUGAGCCAGCCCUUCUCCUUCGCCUCCUUGAACAUUUCGGUGAUUGCCUCGCGUUCUCCCUGGACAAGAUCCGGAUGCCAAACGUCGAAAAGCAACAGCACACGAUCUCCCUCCUUUCCGUUGUGCCAUACCUCAUGAUCAAAAGCGUCUGCAGGUUCACUUAUGUCAAAAACCAACAGAGAACUACUGCAUAAACUUUACGUUUCGUACCAUCC
Phytophthora nicotianae INRA-310 is the source of this 1103-nucleotide messenger RNA. RefSeq lists its product as hypothetical. Gene Ontology annotation, biological process: dephosphorylation. The coding region runs from base 25 to 828 and encodes 267 amino acids. Lineage: Eukaryota; Oomycota; Peronosporomycetes; Peronosporales; Peronosporaceae. The transcript is spliced from 2 exons. The record is from RefSeq and is a predicted model, not a curated record. Gene Ontology annotation, molecular function: phosphatase activity.